AGGCAGCCCUUCUCUCCGUCUCUGCCUCCGCCAUUCUUGGGCUCUGCGAGGUCCUUCGGGGAACCCUAAAAUCCUUUUUCUUCUUCCUGUUUUCAUUCCUCUUCUCUGAAGAUGACCAAGGGGCCUGGGCUCUUCGGCGACAUUGGGAAGAAGGCGAAGGAUCUGCUGACGAAGGACUAUAGCUAUGACCAGAAAUUUACUUUUUCGACGCACAGUGCCGUCGGCCUGGGCCUCACCUCUACUGCAGUGAAGAAAGGAGGAAUUUCAUCUGGUGAAAUUGCCACAGUCUACAAAUAUGAGAAUGGCAUUAUUGAUGUCAAAGUCGACACAGAAUCCAAUAUUUGCACCACGAUCACAGUUUCAGAAAUUUUACCUUCCACAAAGACCAUUGCGAGCUUCAAGCUGCCUGAUUACAAUUCUGGCAAGAUUGAACUGCAGUAUUUCCAUGACCAUGCAACUCUCAGUACGGCUGUUGGUUUGAAUCCAUCUCCCCUUAUUGAUCUCUCAGCAACAUUCGGCACAAAAAACUUUGCGGUGGGUGCUGAGACAGGUUUUGAUACAACUGCUGGUACCUUCACAAAGUACAAUGCUGGCAUCAGUAUCACGAAGCCAGAUUCUUGUGCUUCAAUAAUUCUAGCAGAUAAAGGUGACGUUCUCAAGGUGGCCUACGUGCAAAGCAUUGAUCAGUUGAAAAGGACUUCAACUGUUGCCGAGAUAUCGAGGAAGUUCUCCACUAAUCAGAACACUUUCACAGUUGGUGCAUCCCAUGCCAUUGAUCCACUGACCCUGGUCAAGGCUCGCCUGAAUAACCAUGGGAAGCUCGGUGCGCUCCUGCAGCAUCAGUUGAAGUCAGCAUCAGUGCUUACUCUCUCUGGGGAAUUCGAUACUAAGUCUCUGGAGAAAAAGCCCAAGUUUGGACUGGCCUUGGCUCUCAAUCCAUAAGUUGAUUUUUGUGAGGUAAGAUUAGGACAUCAAAAUUUCUGCCCAUUUUUAAAUCAGUGAUGUUCGGCUGAGUAACUCAAUAAAUGUAUUUUGAAUUCUUACAAAGUCGAGCCGUUUGAAAUUUGGACUUUUCAGGGUCCAAGCUCGGCAAUUUUUCUUUUGGAAGUUCUGAACGGCACCAUGUUUGUAAAACCGGUUUCUAUAUGUCUAGGCAUUGUUCGGGAUC
Messenger RNA from Nymphaea colorata (pocket water lily), 1168 nucleotides. RefSeq names its product mitochondrial outer membrane protein porin 2-like. Gene Ontology annotation, biological process: monoatomic anion transmembrane transport. Gene Ontology annotation, cellular component: mitochondrial outer membrane. The coding region runs from base 112 to 942 and encodes 276 amino acids. Gene Ontology annotation, molecular function: voltage-gated monoatomic anion channel activity. The record is from RefSeq and is a predicted model, not a curated record. The transcript is spliced from 6 exons. Lineage: Eukaryota; Viridiplantae; Streptophyta; Magnoliopsida; Nymphaeales; Nymphaeaceae.